Molecule: messenger RNA, 3255 nt
Organism: Selaginella moellendorffii
Lineage: Eukaryota; Viridiplantae; Streptophyta; Lycopodiopsida; Selaginellales; Selaginellaceae
Product: F-box protein At1g78280
Cellular component (GO): cytoplasm
Molecular function (GO): protein binding
Source: RefSeq, a predicted model, not a curated record
UGCUGGCUAGGUUUUGGCGAUGGCGCGUUCUUCGACCGAUCGGAGGGCGGGAGCGCUGGGAGAUUUCGAUGCGCUCCCGGAUGAGCUGCUGUGCUCGGUGCUUGGAUUGCUGGAGCCGCGCGACAUUGGCGCCAUGGCGUGUGUUAGCAGCGUGUUCUAUGUACUGUGCAACGAGGAGCCGCUGUGGAUGCGGAUUUGCCUGUCGAACCGAGAGCGCGUCGAUUCUCUCGUUUACAAGGGCUCUUGGAAGAGGACCGCUAUGAAAAACAAAACUGGAAAACUCAAUGACAAAAUCGAGCAGCUACAAUUCAAUGGUUUCACCUCCUUAUACCUUUAUCGAAGGUGGUAUCGGUGCCAUAUGUCGCUCGAGAAUUUCUUCUACGACGCUGGAGCUAUUGAAAGACGGAAGGACUCUCCUAUGAUGUCUUUGUAAAACUACGAUGUUCAGAAACCUGUUCUCUUGACUGAUCUGGCUGAGGACUGGCCUGCGAGACGAACUUGGACGAUAGGCCAACUCGUCCAUCGCUACGGUGACUCCGAGUUCAAAGUUUCUCAAUCAUACGGGCAAAGGAUACGCAUGACGCUGAAAGAUUAUGCUGAGUAUAUGAGGUCCCAACAUGAUGAAGAUCCGCUGUAUAUAUUUGACUCUUCUUUCGGUGAAUCUACUCCGGGUCUCCUAGAAGAUUAUACAGUACCAUAUUUGUUCAGGGAAGAUUUAUUCUCCGUUCUAAGUCCAUCGCAGCGUCCACCAUACAGGUGGCUUGUUAUUGGUCCUUCUAGAUCGGGUGCUAAUUGGCACGUCGACCCUGCUCUUACAAGCGCCUGGAACGCACUUUUAUCUGGGAGAAAGAGAUGGGCAUUUUAUCCUCCUGGGAGAGUACCGCCUGGUGUGUUCGUUGAUGUGAACGAAGACGACGGAGAAAUUCAUUAUGAUGGUCCAACAUCUCUUCAGUGGUGGAUGGAUGUUUAUCCUUCUCUGGAUAACGACAGUAAGCCUUUGGAGUGCACACAACUUCCCGGGGAGACGAUCUUUGUUCCCAGUGGCUGGUGGCAUUGCGUGCUGAAUAUCGACGAGACAGUUGCCGUCACGCAAAACUUUGUGAACAGCAGGAACAUGGAGCUUGUAUGCAUCGACAUGGCGCCGGGGUUUCAUCACAGAGGUGUUGCUCGUGCUGGUCUUUUGGCAUUGGACGAGGAUGAGUUUGAAGGCGAGCAUGAUUUUACAAAUCCAGAGUUUCUCAAGAAACACAUAGGCCCGCACCCUGAUCACUUUUUAUCCGAAACCAGCGCCGAUGGAAUGCUGAACAAAAGAGAUUUCCGUGACUGGCUUCGAAAACUUCAAGUUGAGAGGCCUGAUUUAAGACAUCAAAUUUGGAAGUGUGCUUGUCUAGCUAUCGAUGCGGGUACAUGGCAAAGAAGAUUAAGCAGCAUCUGCAAUGCGCACGACUUCUAUUUCAAGGAAGAUCAGCACAUUCCUGUUGGUCAUGGCAGUAGCCCGGUUUACCUGCUUGAUGAGUAUGCAAUCAAGAUUUAUAUACACGAGGACGGAAUUGUCACUGCCUUGCAAGAGAUUGACCACGAGCUCCAAUUUUAUGCUUUACUUCGAGAAAGCGCAUCGCCCUUGGCUGAACAUGUUCCGGCUGUUAUUGCCAAAGGCAUUGUUUACGAAGAAGGUGAACUUUUCAGAGCAGUUCCUUCUGUCGACAGUGGUGAAAUACUUUCAACGGGAAUGUCUAUGGUAAGCUCCAAAGACAGCCGAGCAUUUUGGCCAUACAUUGUCACAAGGCGGUGCCCGGGACAAAACUUAGCUCAUUGUCGAGGCAUGAUGAAGGACGAUGAUUACAUUGAUCUGGCAUCUUUUCUUGGCUGUCAAUUACGACACCUUCAUACACUGUCGCUUCCGAUGAGGGAAGAGCCCGUCCUCGGCAUGCCCGACGUACCGCAAGAAUGGACACACUUUGUGGCCAUGCUUAGGCAGCAUCGGCAAACACUUGCGAAACGUCUCAAGGAGUGGGGCUCGGUGCCGCGGCAUUUGCUAGAAAAGGUCGAGGAUUACGUCCCCAAGGAUCCUGUCGUGCUUAUAGGCGUUGCGAAGGUUGAGAAUGGCGCCGCUGUGCCGUCGCGCAGCGCGGCUUGGCUUCACAUGGACAUUAUGGAAGACAACAUCCAGAUGGUCCCUCACGCCAGUUUGGACGGCUUCCAAAACGAUAGACGAGCGAUGCAGGCGAGAUACAUCUUCGACUUCGGCGACCUCCGACGCGGAGAUCCCCUCUACGAGCUGGUCCCGCUGUUCACGGACGUCCUGGAGGCCAAUGUGGAGCUCCUGGAGCACUUUCUCGAGUCCUACAAGCUCGACCUCGCGGUGGAGGGCGUGCGAACUUCGUAUCGAGCAAUGUGCUAUUGUUUACUGUACAAAUACGACGCAAUGGAGGCCAUAUUCCGUGGCAGCAAAGAGCUGCGCAUGGUGGAAUCAUGGCAUGAGCUGGAGCUCAUUCUCUGGGGCAUGCUCAACGAAUAGACAAAGGCCGUGCUCGUGGGGACCAUGGAAGUCGUGUGUGUGUGGGGUGACGUCAGCGGCAGACGUGGAGUGACGCGUGGCGGGGUUGGGGUUUAAGCACCAGACAAUCACAAGACAACGCAGCUUUUAACAAGAGAAAACGAGACCCCGUUCCAUCCAAUCCACCAUCGAGGAAGAGGGAGGAAAGCCAUCUCCGGCAUGGACUAAUAUAUAUAUAUAUAUAUAUAUAUAUAUAUGUAUAGAUAUCAAAGAUGGAGCUAUCAAUCACCAGUGGCACCACCGAACAAUGACACACGAAGAGAGGAAGAAGAAAAAUAAACAUUGAUAUCAAGAGCAAAGAUUGCACAGCUCUUUGAAGUGGACACGGGCCAAUCCAAGCAAUUUGCUGACCUCUCUAGAACUGUGGAGGUGGUGGAGGUGGUGGAGGUGGUGGUGGUGGUGGUGCUGGGCUCCAAAGUCCAGACUCUCCAGACUCUCCAGAGAGGGAGGGAGAGAGAGAGAUAGAGGAGGUCCCAUCUCUGCAAGCGAAAAAUCUUCACGAAUCUUGCUCUUGUUGUUGGUGUUGUUGCUAUUGCUGCUGCUGCUGCUGCUACGGGUGAUGAUGGUGGUGAUUGAUGAUUUAAUUGUUGUUGUGGCUGGUGGCCAUUUGUUUGAGCGCGGUAAACUUUCAACGAUUUGCCACCGCGAGGACAAAAUAUGAUACUUGUCUUCUGCUAAGCUAGCAGCUGAAUCCUCAA